Mesocestoides corti is the source of this 2724-nucleotide messenger RNA. The record is from the annotation of a GenBank genome assembly. Lineage: Eukaryota; Metazoa; Platyhelminthes; Cestoda; Cyclophyllidea; Mesocestoididae.
AUGGCUACGUCCAUAAUUAAGCUGCAUACGUUUUCGGGAGCUGGGGAUGGUGGACCACCUUGCUUCUUACUUCAGGUUGACGACUUUUAUUGCCUUUUGGAUUGUGGGUGGUCGGAGGACCUGCCAAGCUCUCGUAUCGCUGAACUAGCUAAAUGGGUUAAGAAAAUAGACGCCGUCUUGAUCAGCCAUCAAAGUCUGCGGCACCUCGGCCUUUUGCCACACCUGGUCGGAAAGUACGGCCUGAAAUGCCCUAUUUAUUCAACAACUCCUGUGUACAAACUAGGACAGCUGUUUUGUUAUGAUGCAUACCAGUCCAGAUUUCUUUGUGAAGACUUUUCCGCAUUCACUUUGGAUGACGUGGACGAUGCUUUCCAGCUCUUCGUCCAAGUUAAAUAUCACCAGACAAUCAAUUUACAAGGGAAAGGUCGUGGGCUUAGUGUCACACCGUUGCCUUCUGGACAUAUGCUUGGUGGAACGAUUUGGAAGUUGGUUAAGGACGAGACUGAUAUCAUUUAUGCAAUAGAUUUUAACAACGAGAAAAGUCGCCACUUGAACGGCGCCGCCUUUGAUGCCUGUAUACGCCCUAAGCUGCUUCUCAUUGACGUUUCUAAUGCUCUGUACACUCAUGUGGGUCGGAAAGACCGAAAUGAGGCCUUGCGCCAGUUGUUGUUAAGGACUCUCCGCCGUGGUGGCAACGUUUUAAUCUCAGUUGAUACGGCUGGUUACUGUUUAGAAAUCGCAAAUUUGUUGGAAAGCCUAUGGCACAGUCCGGAUUCCGGUUUCAUGGCCUACGGGUUAGCCAUGCUGUCGCACGUUGCAUUUAAUGUGUUUGAUUUCACCAAGUCACUGGUCGAAUGGAUGUCCGAGAAGAUACUUCGGACAUUUGAAGAUCAACGCUGCAAUCCGUUUCACUUGAGACACCUCCAGUUAUGUCACACUCUUGACCAGCUUGAUUGCGUAUCAAACCCCAAGGUUAUAUUGUCAACCGACGCUGGUCUGCGCACGGGGUUCGCGCGUCUCCUGUUUGCGGAUUGGGCCGACUCCGAACUCAAUACUGUUGUGAUUACAUCAAGAGACGGUGACUUCCGUGAAGUACGAGACUUCUCCGAGUUUACAAGACAGCAACCCAGUCUUGGAAGACGUCUCAUUGGACUGACGAGCGGGGAAGAAUGGGCUCGACAGGGGCUUGCUACAGCUCCUGGAAACACCCUUCUUAUCCCGUUCACUCUUUCCCAGCGAGUUCCCAUUGUCGAGGAUGUGGCACCGUCGAAACUAGAAACCAGCAGACGUCCCUCUAAUGCAGAACCUGAUUCUGUCCAACUUGAAAUAAAUCCCAAGGUUACUAAAGAUCAGGAUUACCAUGACGUUGAAGACGAUGAUGAUGACGACGAUGAAGAAGAAGAUGACGCUGACGAAAGGCGCAUAUCGAUCGAAGCUUCUAACGGAGACGCCGUAAUGACACCCGCAGCCUCGGCGGCGACACCUGGUGCGGUGUCCGCAAAGGCACCCUACGUACCUUACGAAUUCGUCAUGAUGUCAGGCAGUGGCGGUGGUGCUGGGACUGCUGGCACCACUCUUACCCAUGGACGCCACAUGGCCGGCUACGACAUCUUCCCUGGGUUGCACAACCACUCCGGUGGCCACUUCUUCCGCACGGCCAAGCGCACCCAACUCGUUUUCCCAACUACCGAGAAGAGCGUAAGUGCCCUCCACGAAAUCUACCACUACUUCAAACCGCCUACCUUCCCGCGCCACAAUCGGGAGUUGCAGUGGGAUGAAUACGGCGAAAAGAUAGACACAAGUAUCUACCGAAUGUCCGCCGAGAUAAUUGACCCGGAGUACAUCAAAAAGCGUGGCAGAAGCGUCAACAGGAGUGCUUCUCGAGCGGCUAUUCAGGAUCAGACGAAGGUGGAAAACAAGUCGAGAUUCGAUCUGUUCUCGGCGUCCUCGGAGCAGCUGCUUAACCUCCUUGUGAUGCAGAACUCCUCCGGCGCUCCAAUAACCCCUGGCUUCCAGAUGCCCCAAAACGUCACCACUAAGUGCGUUGUGGAGAAACUGGAGAUCCCACUGCGCUGCGAAAUCAGCUUCAUCGAUUACGAGAGCCGAUCAGAUGGAAGAGCUUUGAAGAAGAUCAUCACAGGCCUCCGGCCACAGGAGGUCAUUCUGCUGGGCUCCACGCGAUCCGCCAUCGACGCGAUGGUCGAGCACUGCCGAUCGGACCUCCAGUUGAAGGACGAGGCCAUCCACACUCCCUCGGGACUUGAUGUCGUGAACUGCACCAAAGAGGGCGACAUCUAUCAGGCUCGAAUGAAGGAUAGUCUGGUGACCGGUCUCAAAUUCACCAAGAUUCGUGAAUACGAACUGGCUUGGGUGGAGGCGGACAUUGUCGACGCGGAUGAGUCUUCCACCGACGACCCCAUGGAAGGCGUCGACGGGGAGUCCCACGCCAAAGUCGCCUCCGACGCUCUUCCCGUUCUCGUCCCGGCCAGCGGUCCCGUAGCCGACCACGCCACCGUCUUCGUCAAUGAGCCCAAGCUCUCCGACAUGAAACAGAUCCUCCUCAACCAGGGCCUGUCUGCCGAGUUCGUGAGCGGGGUUCUCGUGGUGGAUAACUGCGUGGCGAUCAAGCGCACAGAGACUGGACGACUAGUUCUCGAGGGGAUGCUCUCGCCCACUUACUACAACGUUCGCGCCGUCCUCUAUCGGCAGUUCGCCAUUCUGUGA